Molecule: messenger RNA, 779 nt
Organism: Colletotrichum godetiae
Lineage: Eukaryota; Fungi; Ascomycota; Sordariomycetes; Glomerellales; Glomerellaceae
Exons: 3
Coding region: 163-630 (155 amino acids)
Source: RefSeq, a predicted model, not a curated record
GUCUUGAACCACUCAUGUCUCUUCGCAUACGACUCUGCGGCGAAUGACUUGACGUGCGAUUUGCCUCUCCAUCCGUCUACCGCCCCUCCGCACCCUUCCGAGAUCCUUUCACCCUCUCAACUGUCUUGAGGCAUUGGAGAGUUGCCACCGCUUCACCAACAGAUGAAUAUCUUUAGUGAGUACGCGGAGCAAACGGUGAUGGGGAAUUCAUUAGGCGCAGAGGUGGCUUGCUUGGGGGCGAUUUUCGACUGGGGGCCACAGUUGUCAAAUCCAGUACCGAACUCGACAGAAGCCAGUCUCGCUCCGUUUUCGACCAGCAGAGCAUCUGCCCCAUCGAGACAUGCCAGGAAAAUCUUUCGUUGUCACUGGAAGGGCUGUUCGUUCACUGCUAAAGACCCAGGCUUCUUUGACGAACACGUCUCGCGGCACCGGAAGUGUCCGAAGGUUGAAUGCCUGUCAUGCUUCAAGGGAGAGAAAGAGAAGCGACGACAUGUCUGGAAGACGCACAGAUUAUGGGCGCAGUUGGUGGGAUUUCCUACCAUCGGUGGGAUUUGCGACGAGUGUGGCAAGACUUUCAUUCGGGAUGAUUACGUGAUCGCCAUAAGAGAAGAAAACAUAAACAUUAAAUGAGGCAUAAGUCAAAUAUCAAUGAUGCUGCUCAUGUCUUCCUUCUAAACUCGUUCAGAGUACACACAGUGCUACCAAUCUUUUGCUAUCCGGGCAGAAUCUGAACGUAUAAGUACUGCGAUCCAUCGAAGUAUCUCGAACCGACGUUGGAG